AUGGAUCUCUUUCCCAUUCGUGUUUCUAUCUCUGAAGGCACGCCCCAAAGUAGUGAAAUUGUCUUUAUUAAUGCCUCUAAGUAUUCCUUAGCCUAUUUUCUGGCUAAUAUUCUUACUAUGUUUCCUGGGGUUAGUGAAAGGGAAGAGCUUACCGGGGUAGAAGAAAGUCUUUGUUCACGUUUACAUUCAGAGAUAGAUACGCAGUUAAAAAGAUACACAUCAGAUCUGGCCGUAUUUAGUGUGCGCUUUCCUUUAGGAAGAAUUCCAGUACAUUUAGACUUUCAAGUAGAGACCUUUUUAAAGAUAGAGGACUGGCUUAUCUUUCGACUGCCCAUAGGAAACACUCCCGAAGUGUAUGCACGUGAUUUAUUUUUGACUUAUGGGUUGCCGGAAGGUGAAUUACUAACUUUAUUCUCUUUCUACAUUAGAGAAGAGAUCUUACGCCAAAUCAAAAUUAUGUUGCAAAAUGAAUCUUUAGAAGUAACUGUACCUAGAACAGGGCCAAAAAUUAGUCUGAUCCCACCAGGCGAGUGGCUGUCACAACACGUGUUUGCUUACGACACUCCUGGCCGCGUAUCAGUAGUCAAAGAACAAGAAAGACGACGUAAAAGAAGAGGAUAG
This is a messenger RNA of Nematocida homosporus, 621 nucleotides long. RefSeq lists its product as uncharacterized. The record is from RefSeq and is a predicted model, not a curated record. The transcript has a single exon. Lineage: Eukaryota; Fungi; Microsporidia. Bases 1 to 621 code for a protein of 206 amino acids.